Messenger RNA from Clupea harengus (Atlantic herring), 1987 nucleotides. It is a transcript of the gene smtla, whose product is annotated as somatolactin alpha. The coding region runs from base 1 to 1095 and encodes 364 amino acids. The transcript is spliced from 6 exons. NCBI's taxonomy places the organism in Eukaryota, Metazoa, Chordata, Actinopteri, Clupeiformes, Clupeidae. The record is from RefSeq and is a predicted model, not a curated record.
AUGCCCAACGAGGAGUCUGAUGGCAAGACAUUGAGGUCAGAGGUGGAGGCAGAGAGUACGAGAAAAAAGAUGAGGAUUGAGAAAGCAAGCAAGACCCUAAGCAAGAAAAAGUUGAGGAAGGAGGCCAAGCGCCAGAAGAAGGAGAUGGCCGACAGGAAGACAAAGGAGGUUGAAGAAACAAGGUUUAAGAACCUUGUGAUGGCCAUCCCUGAGGUGCAGAGUGCCGAGAUUGUGCUGCCCAACGCCUCAGCCUCUCAGCUGUCCAGCACCGUGCAGUUCCAGUUUCCCAGCGCCCCAGGUGACAUCUUGCCUGUCCCUGGGCCUGUUCCCGAGUCGACUGGCGCUUCGUCUGUUCCUGUCCCUGAGUUGGUUCCUGUUCCCGAGGUGGUGCCUGAUUCUGAGAUGGUCUGGUCCCAAGGGCGUGUGUGUACCCUGCUGCUGGCGCUGAGCUGGGGAGCUCUGGCCUUGCCUCUGGACUGUAAGGAUGAGUCAGGCAGCCUUGUGCGCUGCACCUCCAUCUCCCAGGAGAAGCUGCUGGACCGAGUCAUCCAGCACGCCGAGCUCAUCUACCGCGUGUCAGAGGAGUCCUGCUCUAUGUUCGAAGACUUGUUUGUGCCCUUCCCAAUGCGCACCGUCAGGAGCCAGGCAGGGAGCACAUGCAUCACUAAGCCGUUCCCCAUCCCCGCCUCCAAGAGCGAGAUCCAGCAGACAUCGGACAAGUGGCUCCUUCACUCUGUGCUGGUGCUGGUGCAGUCCUGGAUCGAACCGCUCCUCUACCUUCAGACCACCUUGAAUCACUAUGACAGCGCCCCGGACGCUCUGCUCAACAAGACCAAGUGGGUGGCGGACAAGCUUUUGAGCCUGGAGCAAGGGUUGCUAGUCCUUAUCCGAAAGAUGCUAAACGAGGGCAUGCUCAUGCCCUCCGUGUACGAGCCAAGCCUGAUGCAGUCGGACUUGCCGCCCGCCAUGCUGGACUCCAUCCUGCGGGAUUACAGCCUGCUCACCUGCUUCAAGAAGGACGCGCAUAAAAUCGAGACCUUCCUGAAGCUCCUCAAGUGUCGCCAGAGCGAUAAUCUCAGCUGUUUGGUUUACUGAACUGCCCUCAAUCUCUACCCUGAGAUUUUCUUGAGUCCCUGCGAAACACCUGACUUUUCAAUCCCAUCACAUGUUUAGCAGAGCCAGAGGAUUUCUUCUGAAGUUCUGAAGUUUUUCCAAAUACUGUUUUCUUUUCACAUAAAGGCCAUAUCUUUACCCAGCCAAGUUGACAGGCUGUUUUGGCAUACUCAUGAAGUAGUUUAUCACUUUAAGAAAAUCAGGUUACUGCCAGUGUUGUGUUUUUUUUUUUUUUAUCCUAGCUAAGGGAGAGACAGAGGGUACUCCCUCAGGAAAAUUUGCAUGUUGCUCUUUCACCGAAUCUGCAUAUUUUGCCAUUGAUUUCCGUAUCCUUUGUUCUUAACAAGUUUGCAUUCCUUCCUAGUUUCUUGCUGUGCUACACUAUUCCCCAGUGGCUCAGUGAAUAUGCACAGAUCCUCUUCUUUGAGUCUAGCUGGUUUCACCUCCACAUUAGUGAGAAGAGCAAAAAGAAAAGCAUUCUCCACCAUAGUUAAGAAAGCUACAGGGCAGACAGGAGAUAUUGUGGGAAAUCAAGAUAGCACACUGGAAUUUGGACAUGCAGAACUCAAGCUUAAUCCUUAGAAUAUCAGACAUACUGUGCGCAUACUUAUACACAUAUCAUUUCUUCAGCUAGAAGUGGCUAAAUGUGUGCACAUUUUUGUUAGAGGUAUAACUAUUUCAUACAGAGUCAAGUGAGACGCGUUUGCUUAUUCCAUAUCUUGAGUCAUGUUGAAAAUAUGGGUUACCUCAUAAGACUUUGCAGGAAAACAUCGUCCAAAAUUUCCAAAUCCCCACGCCUGUUAUUCCAACUUGCCUGUAGAAAUGAGUUAUACGCCAUCAUUAUUUACACGUAUUACACUUUGGAGCAUAGAGA